AUGGAGCUGGCUCUCAUCAUUUUAUAUAUAGGACAAUCUCAGUUUACCAGAGUUGACGCCCAAGCUGUUUGCGAUUCUGUUUCUGUCACAUUUCAAGUUUUUGGCCACAUAGACGGAGUUUGUAACUAUAUUCUUCAUGGAAUAUCUCCUGCAAAUAGCAGUAUUACGAAGUCUGAAAGUCAAGAGUUCUUUACAUACACAUUUUCUGCAAACAAAAACUAUUCCAUCGUUUUUGAAGUUUUUACCACUGCUGGAGCUGUGAAUGUAUCAUAUGACAUCUUUACAACAUAUGAUGUCCAGAGACUGUCAGUGGAAAAGGAAGUAGGAAGAGGAGUAAUAGUAAGAGGAGAGUUCCUCAGUGGGUCACGAGCUGUAGGGUGUCUGGUGGUCCUCCAGGGACCUCCCACCUCUCCUGACAUAUUAUUCAGAGCUCUCCUGAGAACCCAGUCUCAGGAGACUGUCUCCACAACUGUACCUGUCCCUCCCUCCACUUACUCUGUGUAUGGAUAUGACCUUGAGGAGAAUGGACUACCCAACACCAUGCCUGCUGUAAUACUGGAGGGUCAGAUAGUGAACACCUCAGAUAUUGCAGAUUCAGUUAAACCUUCGUUGUACUUAAAGAGUGGCAGCAUAUCUCGAAGAGGAUCAACUAUAGUGGUAGACUGUGAAUUUUCAGAGGUCUAUCCUGAGGCCUCAUGUGUCCUGGUCUACAGAGAGUAUGGCAGUCUACUCCUGACAGUAGUAGACAUCCCCCAACUCUUUGAUUUCCCUGUCUCUAUCACUGUGGACAACCCCAAAAUCUACACUUUCGCUUUGUUUGGGAAAAAUGAUGCAAUGAGUUUGGAUGAAGCACCACUGGUUUAUACUAAAUUCAGUGACUCAGACGAUCAGGAGGAAACAGACAAAGAGAAAGGAGGAAAGCAAAACUCUCAAGCACCAGUUGUUGCCAUAUCCGUUGGAACUGUAGUUGUGUGUGUUCUAGUAUGUGGCGGCUCAGCAGUGUUACUCCUGGUGAAAGUCAGACACUAUUAUAGCCGAAGCAAGUCCCCGUCUGAUGCAGGUCUGCAGACCAAAAAUGUGGUGUACGAUGAGGUGGUUCUUCCCCCAACCACCACAACCUCUUCUGUCAUUCCAACUGAACCAAACACAGCCUAUGUCACCACUCAGACUACUACCAUACCCACUGACCAGAAUGUAGCUUAUGGUGUGCAUACAUCGUCAUAAUGUCUGUUAUCACCAUGUGGGUUUUUGUAUCCCUAUAUAGCAUCAUUAGACUUAUACAUGUAUGGAGAAGGAAGGAGAUUUA
This is a messenger RNA of Geodia barretti, 1306 nucleotides long. NCBI's taxonomy places the organism in Eukaryota, Metazoa, Porifera, Demospongiae, Tetractinellida, Geodiidae. The record is from the annotation of a GenBank genome assembly.